Molecule: messenger RNA, 2361 nt
Organism: Danio rerio (zebrafish)
Lineage: Eukaryota; Metazoa; Chordata; Actinopteri; Cypriniformes; Danionidae
Source: RefSeq, a predicted model, not a curated record
AAUGGCCAGAGAUGACGUCUGCUGCUGCACUUCUGCAGAUGUGACUAUGACUGGCUCUCCACAUAUAUCUGGACUGACAUUUUCAGCAUACUUCCUUUUUCGUUUACUGCUACACAACAUUAAAUCUCUGUUGAUCCUAGAAAGCGCCGCGGCGGGGCAGAGAUGGCCACAAACGCGACGAGAUCCACCGGACAGCCGGCCAAGACAAAGAAGGAUGAGUCGCUGCUGGGGAAGCUGGGAGGGACAUUAGUUCGCAAGAAGAAGAUAAAAGAAGUGAGUGACCUCCAGGAAGAGGGCAAAAACGCCAUCAACGCCCCUCUCCUGCACACCAGCCCGGAGCUGCUCCCUGAGGAUACACUGCUCGAGGAAAAUGCAGAGAGGACCAUUCUAGACCCCACAUCGAGAGAAGACCUCAAUUUCAAAGACCUGCAGAAGGUUCUGAUUGACUGGAUCAACAGUGAACUGGAAGAAGACCGAAUCAUCGUGAAAGACCUUGAGGAAGAUCUGUACGAUGGACAAGUGCUGCAGAAACUCUUCGAGAAGCUGUCAGGUUAUAAGCUGAAUGUGGCAGAAGUGACGCAGUCGGAGAUCGGACAGAAGCAGAAGCUGCAGACGGUUCUGGAGGCAGUGAACGGAGUUCUGCGACCGCUCGACUGGAACACAGAGUGGAGUGUCGACUCCAUCCACUCCAAGAAUCUGGUGUCCAUUGUGUAUCUGCUGCUAGCGUUAGCCAUUUACUAUGCAGCUCCCAUUCGCUUACCUGAGCACGUGUCCGUCCAGGUGAUCGUAGUCAAGAAAAAAGAGGGAAUCCUGCAGACUGCUCAUGUGACCAAACAACUCACAAGCACCACAACAGAAAUGAUGAUCGGAAGGUCAGAACGUGAUGCUUUUGACACCUUAUUGGAUCAUGCGCCUGAUAAACUUAAUGUAGUGAAAACGUCGCUGAUCACAUUUGUGAAUAAACACUUGAACAAACUAAACCUGGAGGUGACAGAGUUGGAAACACAGUUUGCAGAUGGUGUGUAUUUGGUGUUGCUGAUGGGACUGUUGGAAAAUUACUUUGUGCCGCUGUACAACUUCUACCUCACGCCCGAAAACUUUGAGCAGAAGGUGCACAAUGUGGCAUUUGCAUUUGAGCUGAUGCAGGAUGGUGGAUUACAGAAACCCAAAGCUCGACCAGAAGACGUGGUGAACUUGAAUCUGAAGUCGACACUCCGGGUGCUCUACAAUCUUUUCACCAACUACAAGAACUCGGAGUAACACAAGUGCACCCCUGCUGUUCCUUUUGUAUGUAACAAUGAGGUAUUUUGUAUAAUUGAGCUUAUUUAUGCCCAGAAUCGAAUGUAUUUAGCCUUAUUAUGUGCAUUCAGCUCAUUUAAAUAUUAUAUUUUUCUCGCAUUUACUGUAUGCAAAUGAGGCCUGCCGCUGCUUUAAGCACUACACACACCCAAAUGACUGAAUGAUUCAUAAAAGUGCAUUGUGUGUUUUAUUCUAGCAGAAUUGCGGUGGUUACAUCAAAUAAACAGGUGCUUUCUACAUGCUGGGAUGAAUUAAUUUUGACACUUUGACUACAAAUGGGCUCAUAUAAUGUAUUCAGAGGUUUGUUAUGAAAGGUGUCUUCAUGCGUUGAAUUAAUUAACCUUGGUAUAUGUAUUAAUAUUUCACCUUAUGUGUUUCACUUUAGUUUGUGGGCCUGAUUCGUGACAAAUCUAAACUGUCAUUUCAUUUAGGGGUAUCUGCUACAUGAGGCAUCGCUAUAAUAAUAAUAAUACAUUUUAGUUAUAUUGCGCUUUUCUCAAACUCAAAGCGCUAACAAGAGCAUCAACACACAGAAGAACAUGAAAUACACAAAAAAGUAAGAAUGAUAAUAAUGAUAAAAAUACAUAUUUAAAAAAAAGCCUCAUAAGUUAUAAGCAAUAAUAAAAAUAUGAGUUUUAGGAAGUUUCUUAAAAAAGUCCAGGGAACUGGCGUUUCUGAUGUUUGUGGGGAGAGCAUUCCCCAAUUUAGGUGCACGAUAAUAGAAUGCCCUGCCUCCCAUGCUGCUAAGUUUGCAACGGGGCUGAUACAAGGUGAGCCCCGAAGCAGAACGUAGAUUGCGAGAGGAUGAGGAGGUUGAUAUCAGGUCACAUAUAUAAUCAGGUGCAGAACCAUGAACAGCUUUGUAAGUUAAAAUCAAGGUUUUAAAAUCGAUGCGUGACUUUACAGGCAACCAGUGUAACUGCUGAAGAACAGUAGUAAUGUGAGUGCGAGAUGAUGUGUGAGUUAACACACGUGCGGCUGAGUUUUGAACAUAUUGUAAGAUCUUAAGUGAAUUGGCUGGCAGACCCCCAAAUAAAGAUUUGCUCAUGCACUGUGUUCAAA